AUGAAAGUUAUAAUUCUAGUUUGCGCCUUAGUGGCGUCGAUUAACGCCUUCACUCUAACGAGAGAUGUCCCAAAAGAUCUGGUUGCUCAAGUUUUACCAAUCAUUGAUGGCGAGGCACCAAUUGAGAUAGAAAUCGAUAACCUUCCAUCGAUCACGCUCCCAGAAUCCCCGACAGCUGAAACUCUUCCAAUCGUCGAUGGAGAAUCCCCAAUAGUCGAAGCCCCAACUGGUGAGAACCUCCCAAUCAUCGAUGGAGAAUCCCCAAUUGAAGCCCCAACUGGCGAAAACCUCCCAAUCAUUGGUGGAGAAACCCCAUCCUUAGAAAUUGGAAACCUUCCAUCGAUUGGAGAUUUAUUCCCGAUUGUAGAAGAAAUUGAAACCUCAGUACCAGAAAACCCCAUCAUCCACGGCGGAGAAUCCCCAACCAUCGAAGUCGGAAAUCUCCCAUCAAUCGGAGAUCUCUUCCCCACCUUAGGAGGUGGCCAAAUUGGAAACUUGCCAUCGAUUGAUUGGGAUCUCUUCCCAUGUGUACCCAUCGAAGAAAUUGAACACCCUGUAGAAAUCCCAAUUGAAAUUAACCCAAACCCUCUCCCACUCCCAAUCGACCCCGAAAUUGAAAUCAACCCAAACCCCCUCCCACUCCCAAUCGACCCAGAAGAUGGAAACGUUGAAAUCAACCCCAACCCACUCCCACUUCCAAUCGAACCAGAACACCCAGAAGUCGAAAUCGAAUACAUCCCCGAAAUCCCAAUCGAAAUCAACCCAAAUCCACUUCCUCUUCCAAUCGAACCAGAAGAUGGAGGAUCCAUUGGAAUUAAUCCAGUCCCUCUUCCACUUCCAAUCGAACCAGAACACCCAGAAGUCGAAAUCGAAUUUAUCCCCGAAAAUCCCAUCAAUGUUAAACCACAACCUCUCCCACUUCCAAUUAACCCAAUCGAACCCGAAGUUGAAAUUGAAUGGGUACCAGAACCUGAAGUUCCAGAAAUGCCAGAAAUCGAAUGGAUGCCAGAACCCGAAGGUGUAAAUCCAUCUUUACCCAACCCAUUGCCACUACCACUUCCACUUGAACCAGAAAUGCCAGAAAUCGAAUGGUUGCCAGAACCAGCCCCAGAACAAACACUCCCACAAGUUUUACCCCUUCCAAUCAGGCCAGAAAUUGAAUAUAUUCCAGAGCAAGAUAUUGAUGGUUAUGAAGCGGGAUAUGAUGGUUCCAACAUCAUCUUUUAA
This is a messenger RNA of Onthophagus taurus, 1227 nucleotides long. RefSeq lists its product as uncharacterized. The record is from RefSeq and is a predicted model, not a curated record. NCBI's taxonomy places the organism in Eukaryota, Metazoa, Arthropoda, Insecta, Coleoptera, Scarabaeidae.